AUGGACAGGCCAAUCAACUUUGUCUUUCCGGUGAAGCAUCUCGAAGAUGACGGUAUCAGGCUCGUCCCGCACCGCGCAAUCUGGACUCGAAUGGACAGGCCAAUCAACUUUGUCUUUCCGGUGAAGCAUCUCGAAGAUGACGGUAUCAGGCUCGUCCCGUUCGAUGCCAAGGCACACGGACACCGCUUCCACGCGAGCAUCGCACGCAGCGGCGGCGCGGCGUUUGCGCACUUUUCCAGUGGCCCGUAUGCCUCGGCGGACGAAUUCAUCGAGCAAUUCGUCCUAACGAGGAGCUACGCCGACAAGCGCAUGUUUACGUUUGCCAUUCUCGUCGCCCCCAAACACCGAAGCGACGGGGCGGACCUGGCCGGCAUGGUGUCCCUGACCAACGCCGAUGCGGAAAACAGGCGCGCGGACAUUGGCCUGCUGCAUGUGCUCCCAGAGGCACAGGGCCGGGGUAUCGGGACGAGGGCCUGUCGUCUGCUGCUUCGGCAUGGCAUGGACUCGCGUGAGCGCGGCGGUCUCGGGCUGGUGCGCAUGGAGUGGCGUGCCAGCACAGCCAACGAUGCGUCGAUCCGGCUCGCGCAGAAGUUGGCCCUCAGAGAGGUCGGCGUGGUCAGGUACGAGAGGCUGCUCAGAGACGGCGUUGCAAGGGGCAAGGUCGGGAACGGCAGGCCGCCGCCGCCGGGGACGGCGGAUGGAGAUUUGUGGCGAGACGUGGUGGUGUACGAGAUGACUUGGGAUGAGUGGCGGCGAACACAGAAAGACCAGACUGAAUAG
Molecule: messenger RNA, 780 nt
Organism: Purpureocillium lilacinum
Lineage: Eukaryota; Fungi; Ascomycota; Sordariomycetes; Hypocreales; Ophiocordycipitaceae
Molecular function (GO): protein N-terminal-serine acetyltransferase activity; protein-N-terminal-alanine acetyltransferase activity
Source: RefSeq, a predicted model, not a curated record